AUGGCUAGCUCCGCAACCCAACCUAUUCCCGACUGCACGACAGAGAGACUCGAAGGUGGAACCAUUCAAGCUAUGUUAGCACCCUGGAUGAUGAAAUACCUCGAUUCCGAUCCCGGCCUUAAAUCCUCCGUUGGCAAAACUGAGGGAUGGCUAGAUUGCACCGAUGCAUUUGUUAUCAGCCAGCACAUAGCAUUGAAAGUAACUGCCACCCAUGGUUGUUCAGCUAUUAAUAAAGAGAGAGAAGCGGACCUGAAUCAUCUAAGGGAUUUGGUCCAGAGAAAGUGUGAGGAAGCACGAGCUCGAAACGACCCCGAAUAUUAUGCUCUGAAGGUUCUCUCAUCAAGCUAUCGCAAAAUCAGCUUGGCAUUUGGGGACGAAUACUUCACGGGCACUAUCACGAAUUGGUCUCUCCCUGUCAAACUCGACGCCCGACCCAUACAAUGUACUUUCAUCGGCCCUGGAGGUAGUCGUAUACUGGCACUCAACGACAGUAGCGUCGAGGCCGGCGUUCUUGAAAGGAGCAUUGCAGUGCCGAGAGACCAAUAUAGGGAAGGAUUCUGGUGA
Messenger RNA from Rhinocladiella mackenziei CBS 650.93, 564 nucleotides. RefSeq lists its product as uncharacterized. NCBI's taxonomy places the organism in Eukaryota, Fungi, Ascomycota, Eurotiomycetes, Chaetothyriales, Herpotrichiellaceae. The coding region runs from base 1 to 564 and encodes 187 amino acids. The transcript has a single exon. The record is from RefSeq and is a predicted model, not a curated record.